Molecule: messenger RNA, 3838 nt
Organism: Salvelinus fontinalis (brook trout)
Lineage: Eukaryota; Metazoa; Chordata; Actinopteri; Salmoniformes; Salmonidae
Product: nuclear receptor subfamily 5 group A member 2-like
Exons: 3
Coding region: 33-536 (167 amino acids)
Biological process (GO): tissue development; hormone-mediated signaling pathway; regulation of transcription by RNA polymerase II
Cellular component (GO): RNA polymerase II transcription regulator complex
Molecular function (GO): RNA polymerase II cis-regulatory region sequence-specific DNA binding; nuclear receptor activity
Source: RefSeq, a predicted model, not a curated record
UCCCUUUGUCUCACGAACAGGUGGACGACCAAAUGAAACUCCUCCAGAACUGCUGGAGCGAGCUCCUCAUCCUCGACCACAUCUUCCGUCAGGUGAUGCACGCCAAAGAGGGCUCCAUCCUAUUGGUCACCGGACAACAGGUGGAUUAUGCUGUAAUUGCCUCCCAAGCCGGAGCUACUCUAAACAACCUGAUGAGCCACGCUCAGGAGCUGGUGGGCAAGCUGCGCUCCCUGCAGCUGGACCAGAGGGAGUUCGUCUGCCUCAAGUUCCUGGUACUGUUCAGCUUGGACGUGAAGAACCUGGAGAACUUCCACCUGGUGGAGAGCGUCCAGGAGCAGGUGAACGCGGUGCUGCUGGACUACGUCAUGUGUAACUAUCCCCAGCAGACAGACAGGUUUGGCCAGCUGCUCCUGCGGCUGCCUGAGAUCCGGGCCAUCAGCCUCCAGGCCGAGGAGUACCUCUACUACAAGCACCUGAACGGAGACGUGCCCUGCAACAACCUGCUUAUCGAGAUGCUACACGCCAAGAGAGCCUGAUGAGACUGCAGAUGGGAUCCUGAUCGUUUGGCUGUUUUGUUGGUACGGACCAAGUCCUUACCUGCAGAACAGAAACCGACCCAGAACAGACUCCUCCCAUGUUAAAGUUAGACUUAGUGAUUCUGGGGCAGGAGGCAUCCGUACCUCUCAUUUAUCGUAAAGACAUGCAGAAAUGGACACCCACACUUCCACAUGCUGUGCACACACAUACACACACACACACACACACGCGAGCACACACAUACAAACACAUUUAGGCACACACUCACACACACACGCGUUCAAAUUCAUACAAUAUGCAUAUAUAUUACACACACACACACACACAUCCCUUCACUCUAAGACAGAUGCGUCUGGAGCUCUGGGUAAAUCUUCCAGAGAUGGCGAGAAACAGCUGAAAUGCUUGAGAACUGUCCAUUUGUCUCAUGGGACAUGGAAGAUACCUUUUGUCUGUUUUUAAUAAAAACACAAACCAUCAAGGUGAUACAAGGACCAACGGACUGUAACUGAAGGAACAAAACCAAUGAGUAUUCUAAACCUCUCACACUGUUAAAGGGUUUUGAGCAACGAAGAGAGAGAGAGAGAGAGAGAGCCAACCACCUUAUGAUCACAGACCCUUAUGAUGUCUGUGGUGAGGGCUUCAAAGGGGAGCAGGGAUUUUGGCUGAAGGAAUUUAGAGCACUCUUUUUUUAGACUGGCCCAUCGUUGGCAGGGUUGGUAAUGUAUUGGGCUGUAUUGGGUACUGUAUUGGGCAGUCCAGAGCAGCCUGUCAGCUGGGCAAGAGUCUCUUUUCGUCACCUGGUUCAAAGACACACAGUCUGCAUGGCUAAUAGGCCAGACAGACAGACAGACAGACAGCAAUAGAAAACAGCUGAAAAGGUCAGACCCUGACAGAGACUCAUAUGACGGUCAGUAAGUAUUUUUUGAUCCCUCGUUAAAAAAAACACAAAAAAAACACGAACAAAAUGUAUGAAAACUUGAUGGAACAAAAAAAGAUAAGAUAUAUAAAAACAUUUUAGAAAAUGGCAGUUAUUUCCUCCUCUUGGUCAUUGAUGCUCCUCUUUGUAACCACCCUAUAAUCUCCCUCCAACCUUCCCAAAACGGUUCUUUACAUAAGUAAAACACAUUUUACACACCAUAGUAAGUAAUUAGAAAAUAAUUUUAUGGUUGUACCCCCCAGGAGGAGAAACUCUGCCUUUUGUCUGAACAGACCAAAGCUUGCUGCAGAACAUCAAACAAAAAUGUAACAAAACCUUAACUAUCAGUAUUAUAAAUUUGUGAUGUCACAGUCAUGUGAGUCUUGCCUUAUUUCAUUACCAUGCUAGCUAACCGUGCAGAUGUGAAUGAAAUUAUGUACAAAUAUAUAUAAAGUAUUAAUGUUAUAUACAUUUUAAAAAUUCAAUAAUUCAAGAUGUGUUUACGUUCAAGCUGUCCCGUGGAAGAGAACUGUGAGGAAGUAAAUUGCAAAGCAAUGAUUUACAGAAAAAAACAGAAAAAAACACAAAAUAGAUUCUGGUGUGCUUUCUUUGGUGUGUACAGUGUUAUACCGUUUAUUUCUCGUUGUUUCUUUAACCAGUACUUAAUUAUGUUGUGAGACACAAAAAAUCAGAAAGUAAUCUCACUUAAAAUGUCAUUUCUAACAGUUUUUUUCUGUUGGCAUUCAAAUGUUUUUUGCAUACUGUGUAAGAGUUUCGGGCACUUGUUUUUUGUUGAACUUUUUAAAAUUAUUUUCCAAUGUUCUACCUUUCGGUAUAUGUCACUGGUUACGCUUAAAAAUGAAAAUAACUUAUUGCAUCUUGGUUUUGUCCUUUUGUGUGUUAUAAGCACAAGGCGACAAGUCCAAAUAUAUUUGUUUAGUGUUGCAUGUUAUGUUUUUUUACUUAUUAUCGAUGCAGUUCAGGAACAAAACAAUGAUCUUCAUAAUGAUCUCCGUAAUUUAGUUUUUAUUAAUUGUCUAUUAGGAGUCUGAGCUUUAAAUUAGAAAAAAUACACUCCUCUCCGAAUAUAUUUGGACAGUGAAGCGAAAAUGUAAAAUGUGUCUUUUUACUCCAUCAUUCUUUUAUACUAAAACAAUUGCUCAGAGAAAUAUAUUUUGUCUAACAAUUAAUAAUACAUUGUUUUAUAAAAAAACUAGGGGUCAAAAUUAUCUUGAUCAAAAAGGUACCAAUAAUGAUGGACCUGACUGUAUGAAAAUACCCUCAAAUAAAAGCUGACUGUUCUGUCGCCUUACAUUAAACAUUUUAUCUAAAAUCUAAAAGGCUGGAGUAUUGAUACAAAUUUUAAAAUGUAGCUUCAUUGUCUCAAUAAAUAUGUAGGGGAGUGUAAUUAUUGUAUUUAAGUUAAUGGGUAUGACUGACACUGUCCUUGCAUCAGUUGUUUCGUAUUGAAAUUCAACUAGCUUCACAUUUCUGUGCCGUUUGUUCUAUACCAAAGACGGUAUUGGUCCCGUGAGCUGUGCUUACCUGUGAUGUGUUGUAACUGAACGAACAAACAGCUUUUCCCCCCAGCCGUCCAGAUGUUUGAGCUGUGGUUACCUGUGAUGUGUCGCAAUUGAACGAACAAACAGAUUUUCCCCCCAGCCGUCCAGAAGUUUGAGCUGUGCUUACCUGUGAUAUGUCGCAAUUGAACAAACAAACAACUUUUCCCCCCAGCCGUCCAGAAGUUUGAGCCGUGGUUACCUGUGAUGUGUCGUAACUGAACAAACAGUCCCCCCCCCCCCCCCCCCAGCCUUCCUGAAGUUUGGCAUUUUGUAAUUUCAGUUUGUAGAAUUAUAUUGCUGUUGUCUUACACACUUUUACCAAACACUGACUUCAGAAGGUCCCCAAUCAUUUGUGAUACACACAAACCUGUCAAGUAUAUAUUGUAUAUGAUCAUCUGCAUUUAAGUCAUCGAUGUCAAAAUCGAUCAAUUCUUUUUAAAGAUGCACUAUGGUGAAAAACAAAAACACUGAUAUUGAAAAACAACGCUCAAAUAUACAUUUAUUUUAAUGUUUUUAUUUUUAUAUUUGUUUUGGCAUGAAUCUGCUUCCAUAAUUAACUGUGUGUAUUGAUUGACCAUCUCUAUCAGUCCAUUCUCAUUCUGUGGGUUCUGGUAAAGUUCUGCAGCUGCCUUGGAUGUCCUCAAACACACGCACCACUCUUGAACGUGCUGACCCACUACUUGUCUAUGACCCCCCCCACCCCACCCACCCCCCACCGCGCUGUCAUACUGCCACCCUUUCAUGUCACUUCCUGGUCUGGGGAGUUCUUUCAAAGCUGAUGGACUUUUUCCUCAUAUUUCAAUAAAUAAUUCUAUGCCAACAA